Messenger RNA from [Torrubiella] hemipterigena, 4764 nucleotides. The record is from the annotation of a GenBank genome assembly. Lineage: Eukaryota; Fungi; Ascomycota; Sordariomycetes; Hypocreales; Clavicipitaceae.
GUUGAAUCUGCCAACGUCAAGCAUAGCCAGUCCGCUUUUCCACGCCCACUUGCACCUUACACACCAACCGUCACCACCACCACAGCCGCCCAGCCCCUGUAACCUUUCAUGCAUUUUAAAAACAUCUGUUAAAUCCUCUAGGGGGUGUGGCCAAAUAGAAGGGGGCGUGGCGCUGGCCCACUACACCCAAGAGCAUCCCAACACAGCAGAGUAAGUAGUCGUGGGUGCAGUCGGCCGCCGCUCUUGUUAGUGGUGGCCGCCCAGGUUUUGGAUUGUGUGAGAACGUAUCGUAUUCUUCUCUGACCAAACCUAGUCCUGACAUUUCAUAUAGACACGCUCUUUUUGACUCUUCGGCCACGCCUCCUCUUCGAUCUUUGCGCGAUCAUAUCCCACGCACGCCCCAGUUGGUCGCAAAGCCGGGGCCAGCGACUCCAUGCAUGGCCCGCCCUCGGAAUAUGGUCUCUUAUAGCCUCUAUUAUCAUCCCUCCGGUCCCCAUCCUCUUUCUCCUUCUUAGUUCUUGUGCUGUCUCCGCCUAACUGUUCUUCUCCCACCUUCGCACCGGGCUGGAUCCCUCGGCGACUCUUAAUAUAUGAAUCCCUCAUCUAUACGCCACUACUAAUCAACCCCCCAGUCGCCCUGUCGGCUUGGCUUUCACUCCUUUCAAGACUGGUAGUGCUGAUUCAUUCUUUCUCUAAUUCUUUUCUAAAUCGACGAUUCACUUGUCGUUUGUUUUUGGUCUACGAUUUUCGACUGUUUUCUCAUUUGGCACCUCCGCAAGAAGCUGGUAUUCUUAUUCCUAGGGUUACGGCGCCUUUGAUCUCUUUCCACGACGUUUACGAUCUUUUACUGGCACUACCUUUCAUGUCUUUGUAGUCUCUCACACAUUUGCUAAACACUCUUCGGCAUCGUUCUGUCCGGUAGUUGAAGCGCCGGUUAUUGGGAUUUUCUACAUCCAGCUUCCAUUCCUUACAAACAGUCCUUACUGCUCCAUUUCACCGACACACGUCGAGUCGUCCUCCCCAACUGGAAGAAUCCGAGGGGAGCACGCGAUAAAGCAGUUACAAGCGCAUGCUUGCUAUGGAAAAUCGCCCAACAGCGAAAUUGCAUCAAAGAUUUAGACCGUACCGCAUGCCUACUCCCCUAGAAACUGUUCCCGAGACCACAGUUCCUCCAACAACCACAACACACACUACUACAGCUACCAUGGCUUCCACAACCGUCGCUUGGUCUGGGGCAUUCUCUCAGCCUCAACAAGAACAAGGAUAUCUAUCGACAAACUCCUCAGAUGUCCCCGUAUGCGACAGCAACUCAUUUUCAUCUCUCACUCCGGCAUGGUCAUCUCCACUUCCUGAAAAGCCAGUAGACGCUAUUACGAGACCUGAUUUACUUCCUCCAACCUCGGCUCCGUUUGAUAUGACCAAAAGUCAAUCUUGGACACAAAAGCCAUAUGAAGAGCCACUUGAGUUCUAUCCAUUCGAUCCUGAUGCCCCUAUUGGACAGGCCUAUACAACAGAUGAGGCUGUUCCAAUCAUUGACCUGAGGUUUCAAAGCAGACAAGACUUCGACAACACCCAUGGAGAGCACGACAACAACAGACGCCCAGCGUCUUCCAUGACUGUUUCGACCUGUGGGCCAAUUUCCGAUCUGCCAUCGUCGUUCGAGGAAUUCGCUGCCAAUAUGUCCGAUCAACCUGGAUUUAGCGACUAUCCGGGCUUGACUUCCAACCGAACAUCAGUUAUGUCGUCAUCACAGAUAUCUCCUACCUCGUCACCUAGGACCUCUAUUCAAGCACAGCCACGACACGAGCAAGUUCGAAGCCACAGCCGCACAGGAAGAAUGUCAUCUUCUCCUCGUCCCAGCUCUAGAGUAUCUCCUUAUUCACUUGAUAGCCAUCGGGGAGCUUCGUCUAGAUGGUCGACUCCAACUCAUUCUUCUGUUCGCUCGUCUCCGUACUCCUACGCCAGCGCAUCAGACGUGAGUCCCGCGAAUCAGCGUUUGUCACUCCAGCCCUCUUCGAUGCCCUUGUCAAACUACGCAUCAUCCAACUUCCCCAUGCACCGUCCUCAAGUCUACACUGCAGGAUCAUUGCUAUCUCAAACACAACCAAUCCUAGCAGCUCCGCCCCUGAUGUCAAGCAUGGGUUCUCAGCCUUUGCUUCCAGAGCCGUCUAGACUCCCCCAAGCACCCACUCUCGCAUCACACGGUCUCCUAAGAAUGUUGCAAAGCAAUGAUACAUAUUCUCUUCGCAGUCAUUACGCCGACUUUGCUGACCCUCCUGACCUCUUUGCGUCGUUACACGAAGAGCCCUGUAAACCUCCCCCAGAGGAUAUGAAUCCUUCCGAUCCAGACAUGGUCCCAUAUGAGCAGGAGGUCCGCUUCGAGGGAGAUUUAUACACGCCAAUGCUCGUUCGUGGUCAUGGCAAUAAGCGUGAAGGCUGGUGUGGUAUGUGCAAACCUGGCCGAUGGCUAGUGCUUAAGAACUCUGCCUAUUGGUAUGACAAGUCUUUCACGCAUGGUAUCAGUGCCGCGACUGGUCAACCUUUCCAGGAACCUUUAGACAAAAGACGUAUGGAUGGAAAUCCUGACGUCUGGGAAGGUCUAUGUGGCAGUUGCAAUGAAUGGAUUGCUCUUGUGAGCAGCAAAAAGAAAGGAACAACAUGGUUCCGCCAUGCAUACAAGUGCCAUACACAUGCAAAGGUCAAAGACGUUGCGAAGCGACGCCGCGAGAAUCACCAGAAUAAAUCCAGUGCUACUUCACAAGAUGCAGCGUCUAGCACUACCAAAGAAAAGGAAACACAUCUUACGCCUAGGUCAGCCUAUACGCCUAUGCCAAUGCCGAUGCUUCCUGCUCCGAGCAACUUGAUCAGUCAAACUUAUAUGAAUCCAGCGACGCAGCAUUCUUCGCAGCACUUCCACUCGCACAUGCAUAUACCGGCACCGCCUCCAUCGCUUCAAAGCAGCCACAGCGUCACCACACCGGCUACAACAGUUUCAAUGUCAGCGUAUCCCAGCAUGAUAUAGAGUAUCAAGUCUGUUGGCAACGCAUAUCAUUCGCUUAGUACAUUUUUUACGAAUCUUUUUAAAGUUAAAUCGACGCUUAUCGUCGUCUUUGUUUUAUUUAGUUAGCUUCAUCGAUGUUUUUGCGUCUGUUGAUUACUUGGUUUACACAUGCAAGGCCUGGGCUAUACAUCCCACAGAGAGAAGUCGGCGAGGGAUCCUGUACUACGUAUCGUGGAUUUAUUAGGGUAGCGUUAGCUUUGUUAGUUCUGUUCUUGGCAACUUAUGGCUCCAAUAAAGCAAUAUAACUACAACUACACUGUUAUCUACUGCCUGUCGAAGAAAUCAUCAUGGAUGAAUGGGUGAGCUCCAGCGGUUCACCUGAUUUCUCAAUUAACGCAGCAUGAGAUGCCCAUGUAUCACAGCCAGCGGCGUGCACAGCUGAGACGCGGAAGCUGACAAUUCCGAGAAUUUUUGGUUUCCGGCGAGUGUUUUAGGAUUGCUCUCGUGCCCUAUCCUUCAUCCUCCAAAGGCGCUCGAGGAUGUCCACCUGAGCCGCCCUAGUCACGGAUGAAAUGCCCGAAAAAUGCUAAGAAGCCACAUAGACAGCAUUAUGGUUUAGUUUACGCAUACCGGGAAAAUAGAUAUGGUAUCGAGUUGUUGGUGAGACACACAUGCUCCCUUUUUGGUCAGAAGUUGAAUCGGCUGGUGUCUCUUUUGCCAGCAAGGUAUCACACAUACGGCAUGGUCACUGACACUUGUCUCUGCAUGGCAAUAUGUGCUCAUCAGUUACAAGGCGAAAUAUGCAAGACACAGAAGAUCCUCCGCUCUUCCAAAGCAGCUUAGAGACAUGUUCUGCAGGCAAACGCCCAUACUAACGGAGACUCAAAAGCGGUAAGGUUCAGCACAUUCCUGUCCAGCUGUUCGUGUCUGGCAAGAGACAACGGUGCAAGACGUUGGCACGUAAACUUCCACAAGGUAUUUCGUCACCCAGGGUCCAAGGGCAAGCUUUUUGCAGGAUAGCGAUGUCUGGUCUGGAUAAGACAACAUGGCGGGAAAGGAUCCUGGCCCACAUCUGAUAUGAACUCAUAGCCAAAGAUGUGGCAAAACAAACGCCAUAUCAUGUAGCCCGGAGGUAGUAUAUAUGAAUACAGGAACAAAUUUACUUCCAUUCGAUAUCAUUUCCGCACGUCGUAGUGCUCAUAAAGCCUGUAUAUGUCGUAUAGUAGCACUGACCAAGGCCAACUUGAUAAUAGAUAAGGGGCAGUUGGUCAAUGGAUUUGCAACGUAUCAGGAACAGCUAGUUGCCACUGGCCGAGGAAGAUGCAAGACGUGGAGCAAACAGCGGGGACAUAUCUUGCGCUAGGCACAACCAAAGGGCGAUGUGGUUUUUGUACCAAGAUUGGAUGUCUCAGACUCGGCGCCCGUUGCCCUCCGAAUAAGGAAAUUGUAAACAGGGUCGGAUCAGGUCCCGCACAAUACAUAACAAUUGUGUUUUUAAACGUCCUAGUUUGAAUAACGAGAGCGAAGCUUGUCACUGUGAGAGAGAAUGGGCCCCAGUUGGUAUAAGCGGGCUUCUGGUGCAAUUGAGGCCUAAAGGAGGCAAACUCGACGACCUUGAAUCAGAGCCUUGGCUGGCCGGCCCACGGUCUGGCGCUUGCAAGCACAUGAGUCGUUGUAUUUGGUGGAAAGGUAUGCCAAGCGGCUAAGCUGGUAGAGUAAAUUGAUCAUCAUCCAGUUUAUUGCAGAACGAUGCCAACACAAAA